UUCGGCGAGGUACGGGUCCGUAUGGAUCUCCAGAAGGUCCCAGCAGCAGGGCCCCCAUUCCCUGAGGCUCCAGCUGAGGAUGGCAGAGAGGAGAGCAAGGGGGACCUGCCCAUUAAACCCUCCCUGCUGAGAGUCCUGAGCCAGCUCUUCUCGGUUCACGUGGAGUCCAUCAACAUCAUGGUUCUGCAUGAGGCCACCUCCGAGUCUCUGUGGCACAUCCAGGUGACCAGGAUGCGCCUGCUAUUGGACAACGACGGGAAGCGCCUGGACUGUGAGGUGACCCUGUCCCAGGUGAACAGCAAAGUGCUGAAGAGCAGCCAGCUGGAUGACAUGUGCCUGGCAGAGCUGGCCCUGGCUCUCACCUUUUCCAUGGAGGUCAAUGUGAGCAAACGGCAGCUGGUGGGCAUCAGCCUGGGCGUGUGGACCCUGCACGCAGAGCUGCAUGAGGGGCUGUUCUGCAGUGAGCUGCUGCGCCGGGCAGCCAAUGGAGUGAGACACAGCGGUGCAGGGGACCAGCCAGGCUGCCUGGCCCCAGGCCCUGGGGAGGCCCCGAAGUCUCUGCCUCUGCUGAGCUUGUGCACUCUGCAGCUCAUCCCCAGCAAGGUGAAGGUGGAGCUGGAGAACACCAACGUGGUGCUGUCUGUGAACAGCCAGCAGAGGCACCUCACAUGGACCCUGAAGCUGCUGCAGUUCCUGUAACAGCGAGACGAGGAGCAGAUCCCUCUGCGGAGCUUCACGCCCACUUCCGACCUGGGCCAGAUGAGCACAGAGCUGCUGCUGGAAGAUGGCCUGCUGCUGUCCCAGAGUCGCCAGCGCAUCGUGUGCCUCAACUCCCUGAAAGUCAGUGUGCAGGUCACGGCCAUAGACCUGUCAGCUGCUGUGCUGCUCAAUACCUGCAUUGUCCACUAUCGCCACCAGGAAUUCUCUCACUGGCUCACCCUGCUGGCCCAGGAGUGCCGGGCUACUAACGUGCCGGCCCCCGUCCAGAGCCGCAGGGGAAGGAGCUGCCCCCAGAUCUUGGCUCCCGUCAUCCUCUGUGCCUCCCUGUCGAACGUCAGCAUCUCUGUGCAGCUGGGGGACACGCCGCCCUUCGCACUGGGCUUCAACACCAUCUCUGCAGACUACCAGCACCUGCGCCCCCAGAGCGUGCACCAGCGGGGGGUGCUGGCCAUCGACCACCUGUGCUGGCGUGUGGGAAACAACUCGCACAUCCAGAGGGCCCCGCACCCGCCCAGCAUGCAUGUGUGGGGAGAGGCCCUCAUCCUUGACUCCUUCAAUUUGCAGGGUAGCUACAACCAGCCCCUGGGCAUGUCCAGUGCCCAGGCGGACACGCUCUUCCUGGACUGCACCAUCCAGGGGCUGCAGGUGGAGUCAUCGGACACCUGCACCAAGUGCCUCUCCAGGGUCCUGUCCCUGCUGCACCCAGGGGCCAGCCAGGCAGAGCUUCCAGUGAAGCCAGCCCCCUCCGUGGAGGAGUCCGCAGGCCUGCUCUGGAAGGUGGACUUGAAGGUGGAGGAUGUGAACCUGUUCACACUGUCCAGCCUGGUGGGUGCCUUGGAGGUGAGGCUUGACACACUGACUGCCCUGGGCAGUGCCGAGAGCUGCACGGUUAGCGUCCAGGGCAUGGCACUGGCCUUGGUGAAGAGCAUUUCCGAGAAGAUGCAGCCCUGCUGCAAAGCCCCAGCCAUCCAUUGCCCCAUCCUCAGACUCUCCAUGCUCUCCUUCACCUACCACAGUAGCAUCCACUCCCUGGAGGUCCAGUGUGGCGAGGGCCUGACCCUGUUCUGGAGCCCACCUGAUCACAUGUAUCUGUAUGAGCACGUCCUAGCCACGCUCCAAUGCCGUGAAAUGCUGCACAGCACUCUGGGCCAAUGGAGUGCUCCCUCCCUCCCCCCGGAGCGCCAGGCCACUGAGCCAGGGAGCCCCAGCAAGCCCCCCAGCCCAACCCAGGGUCCCCCAAAGAGAGUCCUCAACCUGACGCUGGAGGUGAGCUCCGCCAAGGUCACGGCCUUCGUCUCUGAGGCCAGCUACAUCAGCCUGGUGGCGGAGCGGGUCUCGGUGAGCCGGCACGGCAGUGCGCUCCACGCCUACUGCCCUGACCUGGCCGCUGGCUUCGACAAGCACAGCAUCUUCAGCUUCAAGGAGGUGGAGAUGCAGCUCCUGCCGGAGCUAGAGGAGAUGAUCCUGCAUCGCAGCCCCUUCCCCACCCUGCGCACCCUGCGCAACCGGGUCUGGGCCUUCUCCUUUGCCAGCAUCGUCAUCGAGCUCCCCUACCAGUAUGACUUCUCCCGCACGCUGGACGAGGCCAUGGGCGUGCAGAAGUGGCUGAAGAGCCUGCACCAGCGGGGCUGCCCCCCCAGCCCAGCCCUGCCCCCGGACCUCCUGCUCAAGGUGCAGCACUUCUCUUGGGUCUUCCUGGACGACAUCUUCGAGGUGAAGCUGCGGGACAACUAUGAGCUGAUGAAGGACGAGAGCAAGGAGAGCGCCAAGCGGCUGCAGCUGCUGGAUGCCAAGGUGGCGGCUCUGCGCAAGCAGCAUGGCGAGCUGCUGCCCGCUCGCAAGAUUGAGGAGCUCUACGCCUCGCUGGAGAGGAAGAACAUUGAGAUCUACAUCCAGCGCUCCCGGCGCCUAUAUGCCAACAUGCCUAUGCGGAAGGCCCUGCUCACUUGGACCCUCUCCAACCUGGAGCUGGUGGCCCUGGCCGACGAGUCCUUCCAUGGUGUGGAGCGUGUGCUGGAGCAGAUGAGGGACCUGGACAGCGUCAGCCUCUUCCCACCCGAGGGGCUGGAGCUGGUCACCCAGUGGUGCCGCAUGCUGAAAGGCAGCGUCAAGACCUUCUUUGUGCGGAUCCGGGACUACCCACGCUACCUGUUUGAGAUCCGGGACUGGCAGCUCUCCGGUCAGCUGCUCGGGACGGAGCAGAGCGGCCAGGCCUGCUCUCGCCGCUGCCAGGUGCUCAAGCUGGGAGCGCCAUGGGGGGAUGCUGCUGUGGAGAGAAACAUGCCUCCACUGAAGUUUUACCAUGACUUCCACUCGGAGAUUUUGCAGUACACCAUCGUUUGGGGGCCAUGCUGGGACCCGGCCUGGACCCUGAUUGGCCAGUCUGUGGAUCUCCUCACCAAGGCCUCAGAGGAUCCCAGCCCCUCCCUGCCCUGGUGGGAUAAAAGCCGCCUGCUCUUCCAUGGGGUUUGGCACCUGGACAUCGAGCAGGCCAACCUGCACCAGCUGGCCACCGAGGAUCCGUACAACACCACCGAGAACAUGCACUGGGAGUGGAGCCACCUGGCCUUCCUCUGGAGACCUGGCCAGUUCGUCUUCAAGGGAGACUUGGACAUCAAUGUCCGCACAGCCUCCAAGUACGAUGACUGCUGCUUCCUCCACCUGCCUGAGCUCUGCAUGACCCUGGACUUGCAAUGGCUUUGCCAUGGGAACCCCCAUGACCAUCACAGCGUGGUGCUGCGCUCCCCAGAGUUCGUGCCCGAGGUGCCCGUGGGGCAGUACCAUGACUCGUACCGGGCCUUCCGCUCUGAGAACCUCAACCUCUCCAUCCGGAUGGACCUGACCCGGCCGGGCGGGGAGCUGUCCCAGCCCCGGAUCCUGCUCUACAGCAGCACCCUGGCGCCUGGAUGCGAACUUCUGGUACCUGGAGCCAGCGUGACGCGCCUCCCUCGCCGGGAAAGCUCUUCAGCACAUGAAGCCGGCUCUCCUACAGGCGCUCUUCCCCAGCUGCAGGUGCAUUACUGGGCCUCCUUUGCACAGCAGCGGGGGAUCCAGUUGGAGUGCGGCCAGGGGCACAUAUUCACACGAGGGACUCAGCGGCUCAUCCCCCAAGCUGGCACGGUGAUGCGGCGCCUCAUCUCGGAGUGGAGCAUCACGCAGAUGGUGAGCGACCUGAGCUUCGUCACCGUGCACCUGAUGGCGUCGACCUGCGACGAGAGCGCUGACCACCAGCUCGGCUCACUGGUGAAGAAAACUCACCUGCUGAGCCUGUCCUCCCUCACCUACCAGCGGCACAGCAGCCGCACAGCCGAAGAGGAGCUGACCAUGCGGGAUGGGGCCGACGCCUUCCACACACACCAGCUGCAGCUGGUGGACCUGCGGGCGUCCUGGACCACCACCAACCGGGACAUCGCCUUUGGGCUCUACGACGGCUACAAGAAGGCAGCCGUGCUCAAGCGGAACCUGUCCACCGAGGCCCUGAAGGGGUUAAAGAUCGACACCCAGCUACAAGCCAAGAAGCUGAAACGGCGCCCACUGUCUGCUGCCCUUCCCCCACAGAGGGUGACUGGCACCACCAGCGAGCGGGGUUCCUCGGGGGGGGCCUACAUGCUGCAGAAGCUCAUUGAGGAGACCGAUAAAUUUGUGGUCUUCACGGAGGAGGAGUCGGGGGCCAGCGAGCAGCUGUGUGGGAUUGCCGCCUGCCAGACUGACGACAUCUUCACUCGCAACUGCCUCGUUGAGCUGGUCAACUGCCAGAUGGUGCUGCGUGGUGCAGAGACAGAGGGCUGUGUGAUUGUAUCUGCUGCCAAGGCCCAGCUCCUGCAGUGCCUGCACCACCCCGCCUGGUACGGAGACACCCUGAAGCAGAAGACCUCGUGGACCUGCCUGCUGGAUGGCAUGCAGUACUUCGCCACUACUGAGAGCAGCCCUGCCGAGAGGGAGGACGGCCAGCUGUGGCUGGAGGUGAAGAACAUCGAGGAGCAUCGGCAGAGGAGCCUGGAUUCGGUGCAGGAGCUGAUGGAGAGUGGGCAGGCCGUGGGCGGCAUGGUCAGCACCAUAACAGACUGGAAUCACCCCUCGGAAGCCCAGCAGACCCAGCAGGUGCAGAGAAUCAUCUCGCGGUGCAGCUGUCGCAUGUACUACAUCAGCUACAGCCAUGACAUUGACCCAGAGCUGGCCACGCAGAUCAAGCCCCCCGACGCCCCAGCCGACCAGGAGAAGGAGGACCUGCUGAAGAAACAGGAGGGAGCCGUCGACACUUUCACGCUGAUCCACCAUGACCUGGAGAUCUCGACCAACCCGGCGCAAUAUGCCAUGAUCCUGGACAUCGUCAACAACCUGCUGCUGCACGUGGAGCCGAAACGCAAGGAGCACAGUGAGAAGAAGCAGCGAGUGCGGUUCCAGCUGGAGAUCUCCAGCAACCCUGAGGAGCAGCGCAGCAGCAUCCUGCACCUGCAGGAGGCCGUGAGGCAGCACGUAGCCCAGAUCCGCCAGCUGGAGAAGCAGAUGUACUCCAUCAUGAAGUCCCUGCAGGAUGACAGUAAGAACGAGAACCUGCUCGAGCUGAACCAGAAGCUGCAGUUGCAGCUGAGCCAGGAGAAGGCCAGCCUGCAGCUGGAGAGUGAGGAGUUGAACAUUCUCAUCAGGUGUUUUAAAGAUUUCCAGCUGCAGCGGGCAAACAAGAUGGAGCUGCGCAAACAGCUGGAGGACAUCAGUGUGGCCCGGCGGACCGAGUUCUACUUUGCUCAGGCGCGCUGGCGCCUCACGGAGGAAGACGGGCAGCUGGGCAUUGCGGAGCUGGAGCUGCAGCGCUUCCUGUACAGCAAGGUGAACAAGUCGGAUGACACUGCAGAGCAUCUCCUGGAGCUGGGCUGGGUCACCAUGAACAACCUCCUGCCCAACGCUGUGUACAAGGCAAGUGCCAGGCAGCAGGAGGCUGCAGGCCUCAGAGCUCCAUGCACAGCGGGCCGGCAGCUGGCUCUGCGCAUAUUCAGCAGGAGCGUAAUACCGUCGCAGUGGGAGGCAUCUCUAAUCAAGGAGCAUUUUGCAGUGAACGUGGUGCCCCUGACCAUCCAGCUCAACGCACCAGUCUUCCACAGGAUGAUGAGUGCUUCUUCUUCCAACAUGCCGCCAAGCAAGUGGAGGAGCGAGAAGGAUGGGGAUGAGGAGGACAAAUCCAAGCCCUGGAUGCUCCCUUCUCUCUCAGGGAUGCCUGUGGUGAAGCCGAGGCAGCUGAUAGUGGCUGAAGAUUCACUGGGCCCAGGGAAAGGAGUUGCUCAGGGACUGAACCGGACGUCAGGGGUCAGGAGGUCAUUCCGGAAAGCCCCCGAGCACCCCGUGGACGACAUUGACAAGAUGAAGGAGCGUGCGGCGAUGAACAACUCCUUCAUCUACAUCAAGAUUCCGCAGGUGCCGCUCUGCGUCAGCUACAAGGGUGAGAAAAACAGUGUGGACUGGGGUGACCUGAAUCUGGUGCUGCCGUGCCUGGAGUAUCACAACAACACGUGGACAUGGCUGGACUUUGCUAUGGCAGUGAAGCGGGACAGCCGCAAGGCAUUGGUAGCACAGGUGAUCAAAGAGAAGCUGCGCCUGAAGCCAGCUGCUGGGGCUGAGGCCCGAGGGAAGCUGGAGAACAAAGCGGAUGGGACCAUCCAGCAGCAGGAGGAAGACGAGAAGGCGCGGCUACUCAUCGGCCUAAGUGUGGGCGAGAAGAACCCCAGCAAGAAGUCCAUCUUUGGCAGGCGCAAAUGAGGGCAGCACCCGGCUGGCCGGGAAGGGACUCAGGCAGCUCCUGCCACCUCUUGUACACACGGCUCCUUUGCAGGCCUGAGCUGGCACAAACAGCCAGUGACUUUGUCUAGCUGGGGGGCCCUUGGUGGCUCAGCCCAGCCAUGGCACAAGAACUCGACGGACUGAUGGUACAGGCAGAGUCCCUAUCCAGGCAGGGAGGAGCAUGGUGGUAGGGGGGCGCCACACAGUGUGAAGUGGUUCCCCACAGCAGGAGCUGGGGAGGCCGUGUCACCCAGGGCCUGGGCUGCUUCCAUUUGCACAGAGCCUGGGGGGUGAGGGGCACUCGAGUUGUUAUUACUGGUGUGUCAUGCGCUGGCGUCACUGGGCCAGUGGCACUGUUCGCACUGCAGCGCGGCUGCUCCAGUCCGGUUACUGUUGGGAAGUGGGCACUGAGGAGAAUUUAAAUAAGAGUUUUUAAUUUGGA
Molecule: messenger RNA, 6934 nt
Organism: Chelonoidis abingdonii (Abingdon island giant tortoise)
Lineage: Eukaryota; Metazoa; Chordata; Testudines; Testudinidae
Source: RefSeq, a predicted model, not a curated record